Messenger RNA from Seminavis robusta, 2535 nucleotides. The record is from the annotation of a GenBank genome assembly. Lineage: Eukaryota; Bacillariophyta; Bacillariophyceae; Naviculales; Naviculaceae.
AUGUCGGAAGAAGCAGAUCCAAAUAAGGAGUCCAGUGGUAAGCAGGCGCUCGAGAGUGAUGAAAACUGCGCCAAUUUCUUGCUCGGAGCUGCAGGGGAAGAGACAACGGCCGAGAACACCAACGAAGAAAUCGAGUUAGAUGAGGAUUUUCUCUUGAAGAUCGCCAAACAGCUUGUGAGUGACGAUCAGAAUGUCGGGAACAACCUCGCAUCCAUCGGUGUCAGCGUUGAGGAGGAGGCAAUGGAAAUUGGCAAAGGACAGCUACAAGAUCCUGAUGGAACGCAAGCUCCCAUUCCUGAAGCAACAGGGCACCAGACCUCUCAGAGACAGGGCCCUCCUGAGACAAUUCUUCGGAGGGGAGAACCAGCCAUGGCUGUGGACACACAAGACCAGCCCGGAGCAUACCCAGUCUACCACGACAUACAUGUAGAAACCCCACACCGCGACAAUCAUGAACAAAACGAGCGGUCAUGGGCCGAGGAUACGUCGCUUGCGCCACCUCUAUCUCAAGGAACCGGCAUGGAAGGUCCAACAGGGAUUAAUCCUUCUGGCGACAUGGUCGUUGGUCAACCUCCUUUGCAAGGAUUUGUGGUCGCGCCGGCAAGAUCUGGUCACAACGAGCGUGAUGUAGCUGCAUUAGAGGAGGGUCGGCAGGUUGACGCCAGACCUGGGGAAGCACAGCAAGCACCCCGUUUCCAACCCCCUUUGAUUGAAGGCAUAGUAGAACCAACCCAACCAUUUGGCUGGAAAAAAGCCAUCAUGGCCGCGUGUAGCUUGAGUAUGGUGGUUGUCAUUGUGGUUUUGGCUUUGGGUUUGGCAGGUACAUUUGAUUCCAAACAGGAGAUCCCGGUGGAGAUGGCACCCUCCUCGGACAAACUGGAGCAAUCGGUUCUCCAAAGAGUGAAAGAACGUGGCUAUCUAAAAUGUGCCAUUCGAUAUUUCCAUGACUCUUUGAAGGGCUUUGAUAUGGAUGUGUGCAAGGCAAUUGCCGGAGCCAUUCUAGGUGAUUCAGCCCAGGUGAAGCAUGAGGGCGCUGCUUCUAACGACACAGUGUUUCUACAAGUCAGCAAUGGAACAUUUGACAUGAUGGUCAGAGGCAUUACACACAAUAUGCAACGACAAGUGGCGGGGCCAACAGGCGGAAUCGGGCUUUCAUUUUCACGGCCUUAUUUCUAUGAUUGUAUGAGGUUAGCAGGGGAUCCUUUCUAUCUCAAGUGCGCAGAAGAUGGGUUUCAGCAUCUUAGAAACUGUAGUGAUAUCAGGAUCUGUGUCUGGAGAGACACAUCACAUUCAAGAUUUCUGGAAAAAAAUAUUCCUAACAAGUUCAUUGUUCCAAAGGAAGGCAUGAAAGCUAUUCGCGCUGGCCUAGCUGACGGUGGCUGCAAUAUUGCUGCAUUUGAAGGCAUUUCCAUUCUUGAGAAGUAUGCCCGUGAUGCUGGAUAUGUAGGUGACUAUGAGAUUGGCACUCAAUGCUUUUCAAAGGAGCCCCUUGGCGCGGUGAUGGGACAAAGUGAUCAAGAAUUCACUGCUUUUGUCAACAGUGUCCUACAAGCAUUAUUUGCAGCUGAACAGCACAACAUCACACAAGCAGAAUCUGACAUGAUGCCUCAGACUAGUGUGUUUGGGGAGGAGUAUGAGGAAAUGUUUCGUCGCGCUAUUCGGGCUUCGGGCAACUUUGGUGAGAUCUAUGAACGACACUUUGUUUCGACCCCUCCCCGUGGCAGUCUGAGUUCCAUCAACAAUGGUGCCUUUGGUGAGAUCCACGAACCACACUUUGCUUCGACCCUUCCCCGGGGCAGUCUGAAUUCCAUCAACAAUGGUGCGUCUGGCUUGCUCUAUUCACAUCCCUUUGGCAUCAUAGACUAUCAAAGGGAUGAAAGUGAUUUUGGAACCACAAUGGCUGCUAUCCUUGACAGGGGCGUGGUGCACUGUGGAGUGAGGUAUUCUCGUCCAGGAUUUGCAACAACGACGAAGGAGAAGAAUGCACCACUGGGGGUGGAUGUGGACUAUUGCCGUGCCAUUGCAGCUGGCUUGUUCAGUGGUCCAAAUCGCGUUGUACUUGUUGAGUUGACUAAUUCCACUGAUGCCUUUGCCAAGCUUGCCAGUGGUGAGGUGGAUGUUGUUGCUGGUGCCACAUGGAAACUGGAAAACUUUCGGGACCCUAAGACAGGAGUUGUGUACUCCUUUUCCAAACCAUACUUUUAUGGGUCAGGUGGUGAUGGGGAAGAAGAAAACUGCUGCCUUGCUACCGCUAGCGAUGACCAUGAUUGGUCCUCCUUUGUUUACUGGAUUGUGGAGGCGAUCACAUUUGCAGAAGAAGAAGGCAUUAACAGUACAACAUCAAUCCAAAUGCCAGAGGUCCUCCUCUAUGGACCCUCAAUGAAGCGAAUCUUCCGCGAUGCCAUUCUUGCAGUAGGCAGUUAUGCAGAGAUAUAUGAGAGGAACCUUCAGACCUUGAUCCCCCGAGCUGGACGAAACGUGUUGAAUCCAGGCUUGAAUGGACCUCAGCACUAUGUGCUCCCUGGAAUAAUAUGA